GCGCGGCGGAACGCUCCGCGCGGAGCGGCGGCGGCAGGAUACACGGUGCCGCGCCGCUUAUAAAUCGCUCCUUGUGCGGCGCCAUCUUAAGCCCUCGCUCGGUGGCGGCCGCGUCAGCUCGUGUCCUGUGUAGCCCGCGGCCCGGGGAGGCGGAGACGGAGCACGGUGGGCGCCGAGCCGUCAGUGCAGGAGGCCGAGGCCGAGCGGGCGGCCCCGAAGGAGCAGCGCGCAGCCCCGAGGGUAUCUGAAGCUCAGCACACAACUGCUGUGACACUGCUUCGUGGACAAUGGCUACUCAAGCUGACCUGAUGGAGUUGGACAUGGCCAUGGAGCCAGACAGAAAAGCUGCUGUCAGCCACUGGCAGCAGCAGUCUUACUUGGAUUCUGGAAUCCAUUCUGGUGCCACCACCACAGCUCCUUCCCUGAGUGGCAAGGGCAAUCCUGAGGAAGAAGAUGUGGACACCUCCCAAGUCCUUUAUGAGUGGGAGCAAGGCUUUUCCCAGUCCUUCACGCAAGAGCAAGUAGCUGAUAUUGACGGUCAGUACGCGAUGACUCGAGCUCAGAGGGUCCGAGCUGCCAUGUUCCCUGAGACACUAGAUGAGGGCAUGCAGAUCCCAUCCACGCAGUUUGACGCUGCUCACCCCACUAAUGUCCAGCGCUUGGCUGAGCCGUCGCAGAUGCUGAAACAUGCCGUUGUCAAUUUGAUCAACUAUCAGGAUGACGCGGAACUUGCCACACGUGCAAUUCCUGAGCUGACAAAACUGCUAAAUGAUGAGGACCAGGUGGUGGUUAAUAAAGCUGCUGUGAUGGUUCAUCAGCUUUCGAAAAAGGAAGCUUCCAGACACGCCAUCAUGCGCUCUCCUCAGAUGGUGUCUGCCAUUGUACGCACCAUGCAGAAUACAAAUGACGUAGAAACAGCUCGCUGUACCGCGGGGACUCUACACAAUCUUUCUCACCAUCGUGAGGGCUUGUUGGCCAUCUUUAAGUCUGGUGGCAUCCCAGCGCUGGUGAAAAUGCUUGGGUCACCAGUGGAUUCCGUACUGUUCUACGCCAUCACGACACUGCACAAUCUUCUGCUCCAUCAGGAAGGAGCUAAAAUGGCAGUGCGCUUAGCUGGUGGGCUGCAGAAAAUGGUUGCUUUGCUCAACAAAACAAACGUGAAAUUCUUGGCUAUUACAACAGACUGCCUUCAGAUCUUAGCUUAUGGCAAUCAAGAGAGCAAGCUGAUCAUUCUGGCCAGUGGUGGACCCCAAGCCUUAGUAAACAUCAUGAGGACCUACACUUACGAGAAGCUUCUGUGGACCACGAGCAGAGUGCUGAAGGUGCUGUCUGUCUGCUCUAGCAACAAGCCAGCCAUCGUGGAAGCUGGUGGGAUGCAGGCACUGGGCCUUCACCUGACAGACCCGAGUCAGCGACUUGUUCAAAACUGUCUUUGGACUCUGAGAAACCUUUCAGAUGCAGCGACUAAGCAGGAAGGGAUGGAAGGCCUCCUUGGGACUCUAGUGCAGCUUCUGGGUUCUGAUGACAUAAAUGUGGUCACCUGCGCAGCUGGAAUCCUGUCUAACCUCACUUGCAAUAAUUACAAAAACAAGAUGAUGGUGUGCCAAGUGGGUGGCAUUGAGGCUCUUGUGCGCACUGUCCUUCGUGCCGGUGACAGGGAGGACAUCACUGAGCCUGCCAUCUGUGCUCUUCGUCAUCUGACCAGCCGGCAUCAGGAAGCUGAGAUGGCCCAGAAUGCUGUACGCCUUCAUUAUGGACUACCUGUUGUGGUUAAACUCCUGCACCCACCGUCCCAUUGGCCUCUGAUAAAGGCAACUGUUGGAUUGAUUCGAAACCUUGCCCUCUGCCCAGCAAAUCAUGCACCUUUGCGGGAACAGGGUGCUAUUCCACGACUGGUUCAGCUGCUUGUACGAGCACAUCAGGACACCCAACGGCGCACCUCCAUGGGUGGAACACAGCAGCAGUUUGUGGAGGGCGUCCGCAUGGAGGAGAUAGUUGAAGGGUGUACUGGAGCGCUCCACAUUCUUGCUCGGGAUGUUCACAACCGGAUUGUAAUCCGAGGACUCAAUACCAUUCCAUUGUUUGUGCAGUUGCUUUAUUCUCCCAUUGAGAAUAUCCAAAGAGUAGCUGCAGGGGUCCUCUGUGAACUUGCUCAGGACAAGGAGGCUGCAGAGGCCAUUGAAGCUGAGGGAGCCACAGCUCCCCUGACAGAGUUACUCCACUCCAGGAACGAAGGCGUGGCAACAUACGCAGCUGCUGUUCUAUUCCGAAUGUCUGAGGACAAGCCCCAGGAUUACAAGAAACGGCUUUCAGUCGAGCUGACCAGUUCCCUCUUCAGGACAGAGCCAAUGGCUUGGAAUGAGACUGCUGAUCUUGGACUGGACAUUGGUGCCCAGGGAGAAGCCCUUGGAUAUCGCCAGGAUGAUCCCAGCUACCGUUCUUUUCACUCUGGUGGAUACGGCCAGGAUGCCUUGGGGAUGGACCCUAUGAUGGAGCAUGAGAUGGGUGGCCACCACCCUGGUGCUGACUAUCCAGUUGAUGGGCUGCCUGAUCUGGGACAUGCCCAGGACCUCAUGGAUGGGCUGCCCCCAGGUGAUAGCAAUCAGCUGGCCUGGUUUGAUACUGACCUGUAAAUCGUCCUUUAGGUAAGAAAGCUUAUAAAAGCCAGUGUGGGUGAAUACUUUACUCUGCCUGCAGAACUCCAGAAAGACUUGGUAGGGUGGGAAUGGUUUUAGGCCUGUUUGUAAAUCUGCCACAAAACAGAUACAUACCUUGGAAGGAGAUGUUCAUGUGUGGAAGUUUAUCACGUUGAUGUUUUUGCCACAGCUUUUGCAGCGUUAUACUCAGAUGAGUAACAUUUGCUGUUUUCCACAUUAAUAGCAGCCUUUCUCUCUAUACAGCUGUAUUGUCUGAACUUGCAUUGUGAUUGGCCUGUAGAGUUGCUGAGAGGGCUCGAGGGGUGGGCUGGUAUCUCAGAAAGUGCCUGACACACUAACCAAGCUGAGUUUCCUAUGGGAACAGUCGAAGUAAACGUUUUGUUCUGGUCCUUUUUGGUCGAGGAGUAACAAUACAAAUGGAUUUGGGGAGUGACUCACGCAGUGAAGAGUGCACACGAAUGGAUCACAAGAUGGCGUUAUCAAACCCUAGCCUUGCUUGUUUUUUUUUUUUUUUAAUAUCUGUAAUGGUACUGACUUUGCUUGCUUUGAAGUAGCUUUUAUUUUUUUGCAGUAACUGUUAGUUUUUAAGUCUCGUAGUGUUAUGUUCUAGUGAACCUGCUACAGCAAUUUCUGAUUUCUAAGAACUGAGUAAUGGUGUAGAACACUAAUUCAUAAUCACGCUAAUUGUAAUCUGGAGAUGUGUAACAUUGUGUAGCCUUUUGUAUAAAUAGAUAGAAAUGGUCCCAUUAGUUUCCUUUUUAAUAUGCUUAAAAUAAGCAGGUGGAUCUAUUUCAUGUUUUUGAACAAAAACUUUAUCGGGGAUACGUGCGGUAGGGUAAAUCAGUAAGAGGUGUUAUUUGAACCUUGUUUUGGACAGUAUACCAGUUGCCUUUUAUCCCAAAGUUGUUGUAACCUGCUGUGAUACAAUGCUUCAACAGAUGCGGUUAUAAAAUGGUUCAGAAUUAAACUUUUAAUUCAUUC
Grammomys surdaster is the source of this 3638-nucleotide messenger RNA. RefSeq names its product catenin beta 1 (gene Ctnnb1). Gene Ontology annotation, molecular function: transcription coactivator activity; alpha-catenin binding; protein phosphatase binding. Gene Ontology annotation, cellular component: catenin complex; adherens junction. The record is from RefSeq and is a predicted model, not a curated record. Lineage: Eukaryota; Metazoa; Chordata; Mammalia; Rodentia; Muridae. The transcript is spliced from 15 exons. Bases 288 to 2633 code for a protein of 781 amino acids. Gene Ontology annotation, biological process: positive regulation of transcription by RNA polymerase II; cell adhesion.